AAAUUUUGGGUCCACUUGUAAACCAUUAGAAUCACUCCACGUGUCAAUUAUCAAGAGCAAAAUAGAGGUCUUUGAUUGGCGUGUUACCAGAUCCAUAAUACAUCUCCUACCCACCCCACCACCAGUGCGUAUUUACAGGGAAACGCGAAAUAUAAUGCAUUUUAGACGGAUCCCGUCAUAAGCUAACCCUCAUUUCUCCUCUUCAAAAAACUCUCCCUCACUUCUCUCAAGAUUUGAAUCAGCAUCUUCAUGAAUACUAGAACUACUGUGGUAUCUGCAGUUUCCUGUAAAUCGGGAAACAAGAACGGCUUCUUCUGCUGGGUUUUGUUGUGCUUGCUUUCUAAGUUCUUUAAGACUGCUACGCUAAACCUGCACUCCUUUGAAGCAUUUGGAAAGGCUUGCCUACCAUAGUAUUAAUAUUUGGCCAUCUACAUCUGUCAAAGAGCUGCUCGAAACAUGGUUUCUUCUCAGCUCUUUGCUCCGCCAAAAACAAACUUGCAAAAAUCCUUCCACCGGCCGUUGCUUUUACCACUGACUGCCCCCGGUGUAGUUCCUUCAGAGCAGGUUGAACUUGAUUUCGCUGAUGUGUUUGGCCCUCCUCCUUGUCUGGCCUCAAAUGAAACAAGUAAUGGAAUGUCUGAGAGUGUGUUUCCAGCAGAUAUGAGUGAGCUUGUCUAUGAUGAUCCGGAGAUUGUACACAGUAGGUCACAUUCUUUGGUUGGUCCUUCUUCAUAUAAAAGUCAAGUACUGAAACUUGGGAGGCUCACCAUUCAUGAAGCAGAAGAUUCGCUGGAACUGGUAGAGAACGUUAUCGAACAGACAAUUAAGGAAGACCAGGAGCUUUCCGUCAAUGACUCAGCAAAAAGUGGAACUGUCUGCCUUGAAGAUUUUGAAGUCAUGAAAGUUGUUGGCCAAGGUGCAUUUGGGAAAGUAUUUCAGGUUAAAAAGAAGGGUACAUCAGAUAUUUAUGCAAUGAAGGUGAUGAGAAAGGAUAAGAUUAUGGAGAAGAACCAUGCUGAAUAUAUGAAAGCGGAAAGAGAUAUCUUGACAAAGAUAGAUCACCCAUUUGUUGUCCAGCUUAGGUACUCAUUCCAGACAAAGUAUAGGCUUUACCUUGUGCUCGACUUCAUUAAUGGUGGCCAUCUCUUCUUUCAGCUCUAUAAACAAGGCCUUUUCAGAGAGGAUCUGGGACGAAUUUAUGCAGCUGAAAUUGUAUCUGCAGUGUGUCACCUUCAUGCAAAUGGAAUAAUGCACAGGGAUCUCAAACCGGAAAACAUUCUAGUGGAUGUGGAUGGCCAUGCCAUGCUGACUGAUUUUGGACUUGCCAAGCAAUUCAAUGAGGAUACAAGAUCGAACUCCAUGUGUGGAACAGUAGAGUACAUGUCACCAGAGAUUGUUCAAGGGAAGGGCCAUGAUAAGGCUGCUGAUUGGUGGAGUGUAGGAAUUUUGUUGUUUGAGAUGCUUACGGGGAAGCCUCCUUUCACUGGAAAUAGGCAAAAGAUUCAGCAGAAGAUAGUUAAGGACAAACUCAAGCUGCCAGCUUUUUUGUCCAGUGAAGCACAUUCCCUUCUGAAAGGGCUGCUGCAAAAGGAACCAACUAAAAGGCUUGGCAGUGGGUUGAAGGGAAGUGAUGAAAUCAAGGACCAUAAAUGGUUCAAGCCAAUCAAUUGGAAGAAGUUGGAGGCAAGAGAGAUGCGGCCAAGUUUCUGUCCUGAAGUUGCUGGAACACACUGCAUUGCAAAUUUUGACAAGUGCUGGACAGAUAUGUCAUUGGUUGAUUCUCCAAUUUCGAGUCCAAAGGAUAUUACGGACCCUUUUCAGGGUUACACUUACGUGAGGCCCGCGUCUUCCUUUCUCCAGAGGAGCAGUCCCUUGUGCUAGGAUGGUUUGAUGAUAUAGCACUUCAUGUUGUUUCAUUUUCUUCUCUAGGAUGUAGUAGCCAGAUGAGGUCAUUCGUUGGGAGAAUGAAAAACCUAUCCUUCUACGCCAUUAUUUAAGUUGUUUCAUUUUCUGUUACUGAUUCAGAGACUUCUUAUCUAGACCUUUCAUCAGACCCAUGAUACUAUAAAGGAUUGCUAAGCUUGUUGUAAAUUAUAAUGGGAUUCGUGGUUGAUUGUUGCACUUUGAAAAAAAAAAAAAGGAAUGAUUUUGUUUUUUGUUUCGCCUUGAUAAUAUGUAUUUGAGCUUUGGGAUAUGAUUAAAGAAAAUUAUUACUUUGACAAUAA
This is a messenger RNA of Lycium barbarum (goji berry), 2225 nucleotides long. Its product is annotated as serine/threonine-protein kinase AtPK2/AtPK19-like. Gene Ontology annotation, biological process: protein phosphorylation. The record is from RefSeq and is a predicted model, not a curated record. The coding region runs from base 457 to 1881 and encodes 474 amino acids. Gene Ontology annotation, molecular function: protein serine/threonine kinase activity; ATP binding. The transcript is spliced from 7 exons. NCBI's taxonomy places the organism in Eukaryota, Viridiplantae, Streptophyta, Magnoliopsida, Solanales, Solanaceae.